AAAUUGUAUUGUGAUAUUUUGACAUUGACGUUCUUUAAAAUUUUCUUUUCUGACAACUCAAUAAAUAGGACUUAUGAAGAUUAUUAAUUAAAUUAUUCUUUAAGAAAUAGUAGUAAAGGCUGUAAUUAUAGCUAUGCACAAUUUAAACCCAGACGGUCCUUAUGUCAAUGUAAAUGGAGCCACUAAUACGGAAAAAGUGUGUAUUCUAGAUGCUGGGGCACAGUAUGGUAAAGUUAUUGAUAGAAAAGUUAGAGAAUUAUGUGUGGAGUCUCAGAUCAUACCCUUGGAUACCCCAGCCUUCAACAUAAAAGAAGCUGGUUACAAAGCUAUCAUUAUUUCUGGAGGACCCAAUUCUGUGUAUGCUGAAGAUGCUCCUAGAUAUGAUGCAGAUAUCUUCAGAAUAGGUUUACCUGUGCUGGGAAUUUGUUAUGGAAUGCAGAUGAUGAACAAAGAAUUUGGAGGCACAGUCAUUAGAAAAGAAACAAGAGAAGAUGGAAUUUAUAAUAUCGAAGUUAAUUCAAAAUGUUUGUUGUUCAAGAGUCUCGAAAAAAUUCAGCCUGUACUACUAACUCAUGGAGAUGCAAUAGAUAAAAUAGCUGAGAAUUUUAAACCGAUUGCACAAAGUUCGUCGUUUUGUGCCGGCAUCUGCAACGAAAAGCUCCAAUUGUAUGGCGUUCAAUUUCACCCGGAAGUAGAUCUAACUGCCAAUGGUAAAACGAUGUUAAAAAAUUUUCUGUUCGAUAUCGCCGGUUUGACCGGAAACUAUACGAUGGAUGGCCGUGAAUCAGAGUGUGUGAGAUACAUAAAGGAUACUGUAGGUAACAAUAAAGUACUGUUAUUGCUUAGCGGAGGAGUUGAUAGUACCGUGUGCGCCGCUUUAUUGCACAAAGCCUUAAAUCCCGCUCAGAUUAUAGCUAUACACAUAGAUAAUGGUUUUAUGCGGAAAAAUGAAAGUAGCAAAGUUCAUAACUCCUUACUUAAAAUAGGACUCGAUGUAAAAGUAAUCAAAGCAGCUUCAACUUUUAUGGAAGGUACAACGAUAAUCCCAGUGGACAAACAAGAAAGUAGUAGAACAAUGAUAACGAAAAUGCUGUGCCACACGACGAAUCCCGAAGAAAAACGAAAAAUUAUCGGCGACAUUUUCGUCAAAAUCGCCGACGAAAUAGUCGCCGAUCUUAAUCUCAAAGCUGAUGAGGUUUUCUUAGCUCAAGGUACUCUAAGGCCGGAUCUAAUAGAAUCAGCUUCUAAGCUAGUUUCAUCGAAGGCGGAUACGAUAAAGACACAUCACAAUGAUUCCGAACUUAUUAGAAAACUUAGAAACGAAGGAAGAGUGGUAGAACCUCUUAAAGAUUUCCAUAAAGACGAAGUUAGAUCCAUCGGUAGGGAUUUGGGUUUACCUCCCGAGAUAGUAAUGAGACAUCCUUUUCCCGGUCCUGGUUUAGCUAUAAGGGUUUUAUGCGCGGAUGAACCAUACAUGGAAAACGAUUUCUCAGAAACUCAAGUUUUAGUGAAAAUUAUAGUUGAAUUUCAUCAAAUGUUGCAGAAGAGACACGCACUAUUAAAUAGAGUAGAAGGAUUUAUUAGCGACGAAGAAAGGGAUAUCUUAAGUCAAAUUUCUAGUAAACAAAAAUUAGCAGCAACCCUUCUUCCCAUUCGUAGCGUCGGCGUUCAAGGUGAUUGUCGAUCUUAUAACUAUGUAGUAGGUAUAUCCGCCGAUAAAGAACCCGAUUGGGAAGAUCUGGCUUUCUUAUCCUCUCUUAUACCAAGAAUAUGCCGAAAUGUAAAUAGGGUAUGUUACAUAUUUGGGGGUAUCGUGAAGGAGCCACUGCCAGAUAUCACACUUACUUAUCUGACUACUCACGUUUUGGGUACUUUAAGGCAAUGUGAUGAUGUCGCAACUACGAUACUACAUAAUAGCGGAUACUCAGGAUCAAUUAGUCAAAUGCCGAUUGUGCUUAUUCCUUUACACUUCGAUAGGGAUCAAGCGUUAAGAAUUCCUUCGUGUCAAAGAUCAGUGGUUUUGCGUCCUUUCUGUACCCAGGACUUCAUGACUGGCGUACCAGCUAUACCAGGAAAACAAAUCCCUGUUGAGGUGGUUCAAAAAAUGGUACAGGAAGUGGUGCAAGUACCGGGUAUUUCUAGAGUGCUUUACGAUUUAACACCAAAACCCCCAGGAACGACAGAAUGGGAAUGACACUCACUAAUUGUAAUUAUUUUUUGUGAAGUAAUAUAAUUUGUUAAGACAAAUUGUUUGCGAAUAAUUUUUCCGUUUUAUUGUUCGUGUUUUUUUAUUUAAGGUUUAUUAAACCUCCUAGUUUCUAUUACAA
Diabrotica balteata is the source of this 2327-nucleotide messenger RNA. Lineage: Eukaryota; Metazoa; Arthropoda; Insecta; Coleoptera; Chrysomelidae. The record is from the annotation of a GenBank genome assembly.